GCAAUUAGUAGUCAGUGUCCAGCAAGGCUGGGCCGAGCAUGAUCGACUUUUGUUACGUCUGUCAAGAUAAGCCUGUUCGCUUGCCGAUUAACUUCCAGUCAAACCGAACUCCUCUUCUGGUCUCGUAGCUCGUCGCAUUGGAUCUGGUAACUUCGCGAACUCUUCGUCACGCUCGUUAUCAACAGACACCUUUCCCAGCUUAAACCUAUUCUUCCUCUAGCCGUCGGCGCUCCUACUUAGGGUUUUCUUGGCGGUUAUAGCGCCUCGACUCCGUUAUUUCUGCCCGCAGACUCAACAGCAGGGGGGGAAGUUCCACAUACCGGGUGUUUUUUAGAAUUCUAAAAAAACUCUGCACAACCAUACCGCUUGCGAAAUUCACGUCUACGAGUGUUGGUUCCGCAUACGAUUUCAACGUGCAUCACAGUUUCAGCGCGCGUCGCAGCGUGUGUCUCAGGUGGUGUCAAAUCCGGCUCCACACCGUUUGCGCGGCUCCCACGUACCGUUUGCGGAGGGUCGGGUCCCACGCACGGUCCCCCUUACGCUUUCAACGCGCCUCGCUGUGCGGAGGAGGAUGGAGCUGGAAGAAGCGGCUCGGGAGCGGAAGGAGCGGUUGCGGGCGUUACGAGAAGCGGCGUCGAUCGUCACAACUGACGGCGAGAAAACGGCUAGCCUGCUAACAGACGGCGACGAUGGAAAGGAGAACGAGCCUGCAGCGGAGGUUCGGUUCCGAAGCUACUUGCCUCGGGACGAGCAGCUGAUGGAGAGGAAGCUUCCUCCGGCGCCGCUCCCCAAGUUCCAGGAACCCACCGCUUCCGAGCCACUGAUUCUUGACCCUAACGAGGACCCUGUAACGACCAUCGCUCCUAGAAAGCCCAAUUGGGAUCUUCGGCGGGAUGUGGCCAAGCGACUAGCAAAGCUGGAGAGACGAACGCAGCGAGCAAUGAUUGAGCUCAUGAGGGAAGAGGAAGAGAGGCGGCAGCAACUUGAGUCGGGCAUAGAAGGGUCUUGACAGACUGGGUUGGGCAGAGCAUCUGGGACCAGGGCUCACUGCGUGACCCAGCCUUGCCAUCUCAGGCAUCGAAGGGUUUCGACGGAAGUGUUGCGACCGAAGGGUUGCGACAGAAGGGCCUCGAGAGAAUGAGCCGGACCGGGCGUAGUGGGGGGACUGGCUGGCUCAAGAGGAGGGCGACAGCAGCAAGAGUCAGGCGUAGAAGGGUCUUGAUCAAAGUGGAAAGCUCAUCCAGGUUUGUAUGUACAUGGAUGUACCCCUUAUUGAGAACACCGACCCCGACUUUCUGGUUUGUCGAACCAGCCUCAUUUUGUUACACGAGUAAUAUCAUAUUCACACUGUAGAUGUACAUUACCCAGCUCAAUGUAGUAUCAAUUAGUG
Closterium sp. NIES-67 is the source of this 1390-nucleotide messenger RNA. The record is from the annotation of a GenBank genome assembly. Lineage: Eukaryota; Viridiplantae; Streptophyta; Zygnematophyceae; Desmidiales; Closteriaceae.